This is a messenger RNA of Vespa crabro (European hornet), 4424 nucleotides long. It is a transcript of the gene Kr, whose product is annotated as protein krueppel. The transcript has 3 exons. Gene Ontology annotation, molecular function: DNA-binding transcription factor activity, RNA polymerase II-specific; RNA polymerase II cis-regulatory region sequence-specific DNA binding. NCBI's taxonomy places the organism in Eukaryota, Metazoa, Arthropoda, Insecta, Hymenoptera, Vespidae. Gene Ontology annotation, biological process: regulation of transcription by RNA polymerase II. The record is from RefSeq and is a predicted model, not a curated record. The coding region runs from base 740 to 2200 and encodes 486 amino acids.
CCCGUGGUAACGUCGACGUUCGUAGUUAUUACCUUCCAAUUGAACGUUCGCUCGCUUGUUGUUUAUAAUAGAAAAGUAAUAACGACUCGCCUCGGCUGUUUCAGUUGUUUAUUUUUUUUUUUAUUUUUCGUUUACUCGUUUUAAGUUUCAUCAAUCGUAUAUGUACUUUCUCAAUGGAUGCGUAAAAGGGAAAAGACGAAACAGUAAAAGAAAAAGAAAAAAAAAAAAAAGAAAAGAAACGGAGACAGAAGGGAUUCUCUCUCCGAUUCGCAUAGUUCCUCUUCUCAAGAUAUACGAAGAAGAUUUAAUUAUACUUCUAAUCUAUCUAUUGGAAUAAGGAAAAACCCACGAGGAUUGCAAGUACAAGACAACGAUUGUGGUUUCCCGCGUACGAUUUUUCUUGUUUUUUUUUUUUUCUUGUUUUUUUUUUCUUCUUUCUAUAACUGUUCAUAAGUUCAUAAGUUCGAUAAGGAAAAGAGAGAUCGUCAAGAGGAAAAACAGAUCGAAAUAUUUGUCGCGAUAUUUCUUCAUUUCGUUCUUUUCCUUCGUCUAGAAACUUUCUAUCUUUCUCAAUUGAUCUCUUACUCUCUUUUCGUUGGUGCAGUGCCACAUAAUCUAUUUUCGAUCUUCUUCGUCGCAAGUGAUAACAUUGUGCGGGGGAGUGGAUGGAGUGUCUAAGUGAAACAACGUAUCACGGAUCGUAGAAUGGCACUGUCUUAUCUACAGGAGGCACAGGUUAAUGCAGAUCAUUCGAUCUUUGAUCUUAGGACUUCUGGCUGGAGAACAUCUCGACAUGAAGCAAGAAUCGGAGAAGCAACCUCUCUCACCGCCUUUGCACAAUAACAAUAACAACAAUAACACUUCAUCGACGAUGUUCUCUGGAAUGGGUGCUGCUGCAGCAGGAUUGUCGAUGUUGACUCCUCAACAAUUAUUGGCCGCCAGUCGAACGGCAGCUCUAAUGGCAGCCGGCAUUCCUGUUUCACUACAUGCUACUUUAGCGGCGAGUCCAUCACUUUAUCAACAUCAUCAGACACUCUUUGGAGGGUGGGCGCCACCCGCAGCUUCUUCACCCCCUUCGCCACUUCAUCACUCGCCUGGUUCAGUUUCGUCAGCUCUUGCCACGACAAAAUCCUCUUCCCGCCGCCUUAGUUCCGGUAAUACGAAUAAUAAUAAUAAUAAUAAUAAUAACAACGUCGUGAGCAGUAGCGCGGAUAGAAUCAGUAAUAAAAAGAGCCAAGCGACGAAGAGAAAGUCAACGAAGGUGGCAAAGACGGAGAGCAACGUUCAAAAUUCAUUGGAGAGCGUGGCGCCACUUAGCCCACCUACGUCAAUCAGUCCGGAGGCGGGAAAAGAUGGCAGGGACAAGGUCUUCACCUGUGGCGUGUGUUCGAGAUCUUUUGGUUACAAACACGUGUUACAAAAUCACGAACGUACGCACACGGGUGAGAAGCCGUUUGAGUGUCCGGAAUGUCAUAAAAGAUUUACUCGAGAUCACCACCUGAAGACGCACAUGAGAUUGCAUACCGGUGAGAAACCAUAUCACUGCAGCCAUUGCGAUCGACAGUUCGUCCAAGUAGCCAAUCUCCGUCGUCACUUGCGUGUACAUACGGGUGAACGUCCGUACGCUUGCGAACUCUGUUCGGCCAAAUUCAGCGAUUCGAAUCAACUCAAGGCACAUUCUUUGAUUCAUAAAGGCGAAAAACCGUUUGAGUGUGAACAUUGUCAGAUGCGUUUUCGAAGAAGGCAUCAUCUGAUGCAUCACAAGUGUGGUACUAGCAAUGUGAUGCUUGGAGGACAGGGGUCGAGGUCACGAGUAGCAUCACCAUCCGUAGCAAGCGAUGAUCUCGAAGACGAUAUCGAUAUCGAUAUAGACGUAGAUAUCGAUAUGGAUGAAGUAGAAUCAACGACAACGGUGACUACGACUACGAUGGCUACAACGACGAAUACAGCCACGACGACAACUAUGACAACAACAACGACGACUAUAACGACGUUGCCCCAAAGAAAGAGUUUGACCACGCCCAUUGCUAAGAGGUCGACUCAUCGACAACGUCAACAGCAGCUACAGAGUUCGGUAAUCGAUCCGGCUGUUUCAUUACCGAUCAAUCUGUCUGGUAUACCGAUCGACUUACCGGAACAAACCGAACCGGAAGACCUUUCAAUGUCUACAGGGAUGCAAAGAGUAAUCUGCAUGUCUUGAAAUAGCGAAAAAUUGAAUUGAAUUGAGUCAAGUGAUAAAUUUAAAAUUGAAUAUGUGGAAAACAAUAUUCAAUCUUUUUUGCCAGAGAGCACAAAUUUAGGCAUUUCAAGUGUAUAUAGUAUGUCGUUAUAAUGCAUUCACGUUCAUGUUCCAAAUAUUUCUUUUAUGUAUAUACGAGUAGAUAUCGCGUAAUCCUAAAUGAACAUGAUCUCAUAUGAAUGUGAUUUUUAACGGACUUCAUAUUUGUACGAUACCCCAGGUUUCUUCUACUUAGCUACUUCGUUCAAUUAUUUGAUUGAAUCAUUGAAAAAAGGGCUGAUUCUCUUUCUCUCUCUCUCUCUCUCUCUCUCUCUCUCUCUCUCUUUCUCUUUCUCUUUCUCUUUCUCUUUCUUUCUCUCAUAUACACUCUCUCUUUCUUUUUCAAUCGAAAGAGCGUGUAAGAAUGUUGUAUAGUUACGAAGCGUGUUCACAAGAAACAAAUUCGUUAAGUCGCCUUCUUUCACGGCGUUAUGAUACACGUUUCUCCUUCAUACCGAUAGAAGAAAAAAGCAAGAGGUAUAUACACAUGAGCUGUCGUUUAUAAAUUCAUUUCUAUAUGAAAUCUUGUCGAGGGUCCCGAAGUAUUUUCUAUAUAUACUAUGUGUAUAUAUAUAUAUGUAUAUAUAUAUGUGUGUGUAUGUAUGUGUGUGUAAACGUACAUAUAUAUGUAUAUGUAUACUAUAUAUAUCUACAAUGAACUCCGUGAAACUCAGGGUUGUAUUUUACCUUUUGUCAGGUUACGAGGUCGAAACUCGCCGAUCUCCGUCGCUAUUCUACAUAUUCUUCUCUUUUUGUUCAGACGGUGAAAAAGACGUAUUCUCUUCUUUUUUCUUUCUUUUUUUUUCUCUCCUUUUUUUUUCUCUUUUUUUUUUCUUCUUCUUUUCUUUUUUUAGUUUAUCACACUGUCCUAUAAAAGGGGAUAAAAAUAUAAGAUAGAGAGUUAAAAGAACUAUUUUCCCCUCGAGUAAGUAUAUAGAGACUAUUUUUGCGGAAUCGUCAGGUUUCCCGUUGAGGCCGAUCUCACGAGAUGGGUCGAAACACGUGUAGCGGUACACGAGGGAUAGAAGAAAAUGAACGAAGAAACGACUCUCUAAACGUCCAACGUGAAUAACGAGAGAAAACUGUGAACGACCUCAGGCCUUCGUAAAAUCUACACUUUUAGGAGAAAGUGUAACAGCCGAGGGAUGAAAUGGAGUACAAAAGGAUGCGCCUUUUUCGAAAGUAGGUGACUAAGAAUUUGCUCUCGAUCUUUUAAAAUGAAAGAAGGAUAUAUAUUUCAAUAUCUUUAGUUUCACAAACAUUUCGUUUUUAGUAUAUUCAUUUUUAAUAUUUUAUUAAUUACUUUUUCUCCAAUGGCAUAUAUAAAAUAAUUAUGUAAAAAGGGGAAGAGUAUUGAUUUAAAAAUGAAUAUCGAUAUGAUCGAAAUAUCGGUUAGAUAUUAUCGUCAUAUUUUUCUGCCUGUUUCAAAGUAUUCGCGUAUUAUCGAUCCUCUUGAUAGUUCCCGCAUCCUUACGAAACAACUAAUCCGUCUUUGAAUGCCGCGGCACGAGUCGGAGGGUGGUUAGAGGAGGGUUGAACGAAAAAGAAAGAGAAAGAAAUAGGGAGAGAACAACGACAAAGUCGUAAAGGAGAAGAACAGAAAUCUCGAUCGUAUUCGAUGGUGCGCGAGGGUGAUGUCUUUACGAAAUAAAAAAAAGAGAAAGAAGAAAAGAAAGAGAGAGAGAGAGAGAGAGAGAGAGAGAGAGACGUUUCGAUUCAUAUUGUGCGACGAAGCGAAUCGUAACCAGAACACACAAUAUUUCUUCUUUUUCGUCAUCGGUAAGAAAAGAGAUCGUAAGAUCCUUCGUAAGGAAGAGGAAACACGAGAGGAAAAGGAAGAAAAGCUUUUCUCUCUCUCUCUCUCUCUCUCUCUCUCUCUUUCUCUCUCUCCUCCUUUCUUUUCCUCUCUUCUUAACGCGAGCAAAGGCUGACACGAAGCGAACGGAAGAGAAACGAGGGCAAUUUUCCCUUUCUCUCAUUCUCUUUCGAAGGAUGUUUGCAGAAAAUGUAGAAGAGAAGAAUAUCUUCUUCUUAUUCUUCCUCCUCCUCUUCUCCCUAUUCUUCUUUUUCUUCUUCUUCUUCUUCUUCUUCCUCCUCUUCUCCUUAUUCUUCUUUUCCUUCUUCUUUUUCUUCUUCUUCUUCUUCU